ACUGUGUCUCAUCAAAACCAUAUUUGUUUCGAUCUCUUGAAUUUUGAAAAUAUUUUUAUCGUUUCGGUUGCACAAAAAAAACAACAUAAUUUUUUAUUACGUUUGACCAUUUCAUAGACUUCAAUAAGAAUAACGACGAUCUCUGAAAUAAAUUUACAGAGUAAACUAACAGUGUGAACAGAUAUAACCGUGAUAGCUUUUGUAUAAUCUGUUGUUUGUAAAUUAAGUAGAAAUCUCUAUGUUUUAUUGUGAAUUUUGACGCAUUCCAAACGAGAAAAAAGAACAAAAAAAAAAUGAGGGCAUUCACAGAAGCACGAGUCUCAUGCAAUCAAUUAAACAAAUAAUACGCUUAUUCACAAACUACGGAUAUUUUGUUUGCAAUAUAUAUUAAUUUAAAUAAAAAAACGAGCUCCGAACUGAAGAAAUUUUGUUGUUGUUGAAAAAACACUUUUUGAAGUGAGCAAAUUAAAAACUAAAUAUUGUGUUUAGUCUCUCGUAUUUUGCGUAUGCAAUUUGUGAAUUUGUUAUUAAAAAUUGAACUGAACGAAAAAAAAAUUAUAGUUAUUAAAACUAAGAAAAUAUUAUGGCACCAACAAAGUCACAGUCGACACUCAUAACGAGUAAAGGAGUUACCAAAUCGAUAGUAUCGUUGUCACGUCGUGCAAUUUCAUCACGUACGCAACAGCAAAAAGUGCUUGUUGAUGGUUCACAAAAUGGUUUGCCGGUUGGUAAACGAAAGGCGGAUGUAAGUCCUGGCCGAAAUGAGAAAGGUAUAAAGCGUUCCGCUUUGGGAAAUGUCACCAAUGCAGUACUAAAUGCUUUUGAAGACAGUAAAAAACUUACUCGAUCGAAAACUGAUGCCAAAAAAACCACAACAACAACGACGACGACAUUGCCAAGUCUGCCACAUAGCAAAACAAAUGAAAAUCAAGAAUUCACUGCACCAAAUGCCGUUCCUCGAGCACAUAAAGUUGCAACACGAGCAUCAACCCGAGCCAAUGAAUCGACAAAGGUCAGUGAUGCAGUUGCCGGACUGAAAAAAGUGAACAUAUCGGCUGCAUGUAUUAAAGGGAAAAAGACUAAGACUGAAACCAUUGUCAAUAAUAAUAAUACAAAAGCCGAUAGUCAGUCGCCAUCUAGUGGACGGGACAACGAUAGCAACAAAAUCGAUGCAAAGGCAAAUAUACGUCGUUUAUCAAAUGAAUUCGAAGCCUUGGACAAUGAAGAAAGUCACUAUAUGUCAGCGCUCGAAGAUCUGACAACUUCCUCGAUGCGUUUGUCGGUUGGUGAUCUUCGGCGAAAAUCAAUCACCAGCGAUGAGGCAAUCGGUUCAACUGAAACACUGAGCACAAUUGCUGAAGCUACAGAUAUAACAGGAGCUUCAACACAAUUCGAAGCAACGCUUAAAGACGAAGUAUCAAAAGCCACCAGUUGGCCGUUACCGGUGCCCGAUGGAGUCAUUGAUUUUGAUCGUGAAAAUUGGGACGAUCCAAUACAAGUAUCCGAAUAUGCAAUGGAUAUUUUUGAAUAUUUAAAGAAACGCGAAGAAACAUUCAAAAUUGAUGCGUAUCUUGGGCGGCAGCCACAUCUUACAAACUGGAUGCGCACCCUGCUUGUUGACUGGAUGGUUGAGGUUCAAGAGACAUUUGAAUUGAACCAUGAAACAUUGUAUUUGGCCGUUAAAAUUGUUGAUAUUUACCUUAGCAAGGUGCAAAUUGAAAAGGAAAAAUUGCAAUUGAUUGGAGCUGCUGCUCUCUUCAUGUCUUGUAAAUACGAUGAACGUACCCCACCAUUGAUUGAGGACUUUUUGUACAUUUGUGAUGGUGCUUAUAAGCAAAACGAAUUAGUUUCCAUGGAAAUGGAUGCAUUCCGUACAAUUGGUUAUGAUUUGGGCAUUCCAUUGUCAUACAGAUUCCUUCGCAGAUAUGCUCGGUGUGGCAUGGUCACGAUGCCGGAAUUAACACUUGCUCGAUUCAUUCUUGAAUUUUCUCUCAUGAGCUAUGAUUUGAUAACGUUAAGUGAUUCUAAAAUCGCUGCAGCCUGUUUAUACAUGGCUCUUCGCAUGAACAAUAAGACUGGUUGGAAUAAAACAUUAGAAUAUUUCUCAGGCUACAAAUUAAGUGACUUUCAAUCGAUAAUACCUCUCUUAAAUGGGCCGUUACACCAAAAGCAACGCGAUGCAAACAAAACCAUUCGAAAUAAGUAUACACAUAAAGUGUUCUAUGAAGUGUCCAAAGUGCCGCUAAUGACAAACGAGCAACUGCUUGAAUCCAUCGAAUCGAUCGAAACACUAUAAGCGCAUCCGCCAACCCUUUUUAUGAGAUACAAUAUUUUUCCGAAUACAAAUGACGAUUAAGGGCAUAGCAUUGGUUUCCAUUUUAAUUAAAACUAACAAAUAGACAGAGUACAGUAAUUUCCAGUGAAGCACGAGCUUUGUUACCAUUCACCAUAAAAUGGAAUGUUAAAAAAAUCAAAUCCAAUUCAAAGAUGUUAUCAUAUAAAAUGGAUUGAUGCGCUUAACAAAUCUCGGUUUUCUUCUCACACAGACCGUACAAUUUUUCAUUUAGUUUCAAAAUUACAAUGCUCAUGUUUCGAAAUUUUAUGAUUUGCCGCAUGUGAACAAAGAGCUCACUUUUAGAUUAUUAUUAUUUUUUUUUUUAUUUGUUGUUUGUAUGUAAGAGGAGCUCGUCUUUCGCACAUUAUUCGAGUUCAACAAAAUUGAAGGAAGAUAAGAAUAGUGGACAAUAGCAUAUUUAAGAUUUUUUUUUAAUCCGAAUGAAGAAUGUUCGUUUUGUGUCGUAUAGGAUUUUAUAGGAUUUUAUUUAUAGACUGAUGAGGAUGAUUUAGAAAGUAGUAACGAAAUUGCAUCGAACAAAACAACAAAUUUCUGUUAGAAAAAUGAACGAAGUACAAUUGCACACUACAAUCAAACGGUGUACAAAUUAAUUUUAAUUGUUUUUGCACAAAGAAAAAAUGAAAAUAAUAGAAAACCACAAUAAAAUACUCGAAACAAGUACCAAUUUCAAAUGAUCAAACAUUUCAAACAUGUAUCAUAAAUAGUUAAACUACCGUAUUCAAUAACUCCUUUUUAAAUGUUAUGUACGUUUAUUUGGUCUCAAAAGAUUGAGCACAAAGCCAGCGACCAUCUGCAAAAGUAUUAAAAUCUUUUAAAAAUAAACAACAUAUUCCCGAUUUGAA
This is a messenger RNA of Contarinia nasturtii (swede midge), 3198 nucleotides long. It is a transcript of the gene CycB3, whose product is annotated as G2/mitotic-specific cyclin-B3. NCBI's taxonomy places the organism in Eukaryota, Metazoa, Arthropoda, Insecta, Diptera, Cecidomyiidae. The record is from RefSeq and is a predicted model, not a curated record. Gene Ontology annotation, biological process: regulation of cyclin-dependent protein serine/threonine kinase activity; mitotic cell cycle phase transition. The transcript is spliced from 6 exons. Gene Ontology annotation, cellular component: cytoplasm; cyclin-dependent protein kinase holoenzyme complex; nucleus. Gene Ontology annotation, molecular function: cyclin-dependent protein serine/threonine kinase regulator activity. Bases 584 to 2296 code for a protein of 570 amino acids.